This is a messenger RNA of Solanum lycopersicum (tomato), 2964 nucleotides long. The record is from RefSeq and is a predicted model, not a curated record. NCBI's taxonomy places the organism in Eukaryota, Viridiplantae, Streptophyta, Magnoliopsida, Solanales, Solanaceae.
UGCCAGCAAAGAGAUCAAAUCACUAAAGCAUCGAAUCAUGGAUAUCUCUCGCGAACGAGAUACUUAUGGUAUUAGAGAUAUCAAUAAUGCAGGAGAAGGGUCAAGUAAUCUCCCAAACAAUCAGCAUGACUUGGUUAGAACAUUGAGGAGAACUACCUCAUAUGUAGAUGAGGAUCACAUUUUUGUUGGCUUUCAGGAUGUUGUACAAACAUUGCUAGCUGUACUUCUCAAACCAGAGCCUCACAGAAGUGUCAUCUCCAUUUAUGGUAUGGGCGGAUCAGGCACGACAACUCUUGCGAGAAACCUAUACAUCAGUUCUACUAUAAUCUCUAGCUUCCCUACACGUGCUUGGAUAUGUGUUUCUCAAGAGUACAACACCAUGGAUCUCCUUAGGAAUAUCAUAAAAUCCAUCCAAGGUUGCACCAAGGAAACUCUAGAUUUGUUGGAAAAGAUGACAGAGAUCGAUCUAGAAAUUUACCUUCGUGAUCUUUUAAAAGAACCCAAAUACCUUGUGGUGGUCGAUGAUUUAUGGCAUAGAGAAGCAUGGGAAAGUUUGAAACGGGCAUUUCCAGAUAGCAAGAAGGCAGCAGAGUUAUUAUUACUACACGCAAAGAGGAUGUCGCUGAAAGAGCAGAUAACAAAGGUUUUGUCUAUAGACUUCGCUUCCUGAGCCAAGAAGAAAGUUGGGAUCUCUUUUGUAGGAAACUACUUGAUGUUCGGGCAAUGGUCUCAGCAAUGGAAAGGCUAGCAAAGGAAAUGGUGGACAAGUGUGGAGGUUUACCUCUUGCAGUUGUUGUAUUAAGAGGACUAAUUUCACAUAAAAGGGGGCUAGAAGAAUGGGAAAAGGUGAAGUACCACCUUUGGCAAAACAUUGAAGACGACUCUAUUGAAGUCUCCUGCAUACUAUCAUUGAGCUACAACGAUUUGCCAACUGUGCUCAAGCAGUGUUUCCUGUACUUGAUAUUUUUCCAGAAGAUCAUGUGGUCCAUGUUGAUCACAUAUUAUGGUUGUGGAUGGCUGAAGGGUUUGUAUCAAUAGGAAAAGAAAUGAUGGAGGAUGUUGCUGAAGGCUUCUUGAAUGAGUUGAUAAGAUGAAGCUUGAUACAAGUGGUACACACAUUUUGCGAAAAAGUUGGUAAAUGUAGGAUUCAUGAUCUGCUUCGCGAUCUUGCUGUGCAAAAGCAUUGGAGGUAAAACUUUUUUGACAUUUAUGAUCCAAUAAAGCACUCCAUAUCCUCCUAGUGUCUUAGACAUGCCAUUCAUAGUCAAGGAAAAAGGUAUCUCACACUUGAUCUUUCUAACUUGAAGUUGAGCUCACUUAUGUUCCUUGAUCCGGAUUUUUUAAAUAUGGCUCCUAUAAAGUUCUGUUAUGUGUUCCAACAUCUAUAUGUGUUGUACUUGGAGAUGCAUGUUGACAAUAUGUCUAUAGUACCUAAAGCCAUAGGAAGUUUGUACCACCUCAAGUUCUUAAAAUUGAGAGGUAUCCAUGAUCUUCCCUCUUCCAUUGGCAACCUCAAGAAUUUACAGACACUUCUUGUCAAUGACUAUGGAUACUUUUGCCAACUACCCCGCGAGACAACUGACCUGAUAAAUCUAAGACAUUUAGUUGCUUCGUAUUCAAAACCUCUGAAACGUAUAAACAAACUCACUAGUCUUCAAGUUCUUAAAGGCAUCCAUUGUGAUCAGUGGAAAGAUGUUGACGCUGUUGAUUUAGUCAAUCUUCGAGAAUUAAGCAUGCAUGAUAUUACCAAAUCUUACUCACUAAACAACAUUACCAAUCCACAGCGACCACUCCUAUAUAACUUUGUUGAUUUCUCUUUUUCUUCUUUUUCUAUAAAUAGUGUGUUAAUAUUAGGGAGAAGAAGCUGUCAUUUGAAGACAUUCACGUUGAUGUGGGCUGUCGAAGCAUGAAUCAAGUUUCUGUCACUUAACUGAUUAUUUCAGCAUUCAAUUUUUUUUAUUUUUUUGGGUUUGAUUUUUCAAUGUAUAAUUUAUUUUUGGUUUUGGUUUUAUUUAAUGUGUAUUGGAAGAGAACUGUUCUUUUGGGAUUCUAUGCAUAAACAAUGUUAAUAUGUUAAUUAAUUGUUCUACGCUAUGUUAUCUUGCUUAUCCACAUUUAAGAUAAUGCUUUAUGUAAUAGGUUACUGUAGAAUCUGAUUAUCUCCCCAGAGAACUAACUUGAUAAACUUAAACACUAUUAAUAGCUCAAUAUGGAGAAACUCUACAAGUUGGAAAACAUCGUGGGUAACUACCACUUCCAAUGAACACCCUAAAGAGCAUAACUGUCUAAAUGAUUUCGAUAGGCAAUCCUUUAAGCUAACCAGAAGGCUCCCUCUUUGAUCCCUCUUCCGUCUACUUAAAUGCUGCAUCACAUUCAUUUCAUGCUAGUAAUUAACAUCAAGAUUGCAUCAUGGCAGAAACAACACCAAAUUCCACAACAGAAUAACAAAACAGAAAGAUAAUGACACAUAUCAAUUUUUCACAAGAGGCAGUUGACAAAGUUAAUGUCUCUUAGAUCCUGAAUACCAAAAGGAGUUUUGAAGCUGCAUUGAAGUGUUUUCUAGUGUUUUGCUCUCUUUUUCUUAUAUCUUGUUUUUGUUUCUUUGAGAUGAGAAAAGAAAUUAAAAUCCAUAGAACGUAGAUGCUCAUGGUUUGUUAUAAAACUUCCAAAUCAUGUCUUUUGUGAAGGAAAAAAAAUGUCACAGUUCAAGUCCAGCAAUUCCCGGCAAAUUACUCAAUUCGUCAAACAGCCAUGAAAACUAAAAACUAUUUCACUGAUUCGCUGUAUCAUUUUCAUGUUUCAUUUUCUGUUCCUGUGUCCUUUUUUCUCAACCUAUGAAUACUUGUAUGUCUAAUAAUGUGUGUGAUACUUGUAAGACCACUGCUAUAUAUGAUAUUCAAUGUUAUACAGAUGCAUCCCCCAUCCAGUAGACACAGGAAAAGAUGGAGUGUUUAGUUGCUAGUU